GGAUGUCUAAGGAUUCUCCACACUAACCAUAUUUGGAUUAGUGUUGAAUUUUCCUUUCUCACCCCUCCAUCACUAGUUGAAGUGUCGGCCCCCGAAAUUUUUCUGUUUAUCCUCCCAUUUCAUCUCUCUUUUUAAAAACAUUCAAAUCUCUUCUUCUUUCUCUAUCCAUUCAUUCCUCAAAUAAAUGUAAGUAUCAAUUCCUCAUCCAUUCCAAUUAUCACUACAAUUUUAGACCUUGGAAUUGACUCUUAUCUUUCAGUAUCUUUCUCCCUCAACAUCUUCUUCCCCUCACCGAUAAUGUCUGCCCCAGCAUCCAAGUUCAAGGUAAAUAAACACUUCAUGGAGAACGGUAAAUUCCAGUAUACUAAUCGAUUCUCCAUAGGUCGCUGACCUCAGUCUUGCUGCCUUCGGUCGCAAGGAAAUCGAGCUUGCUGAGAAUGAGAUGCCAGGUUUGAUGGCUACUCGUGAGAAGUAUGCUGCUGAUCAACCUUUGAAGGGCGCCCGUAUUGCUGGAUGUGUAUGUAUUCCCUUGAUUUUCUUUUAAUUGGAGUGGAGACUAAGACUGACUUGUGUAGUUACACAUGACCAUUCAAACCGCUGUCUUGAUCGAGACCCUCACAUUCCUCGGUGCCGAGGUUACCUGGUCAUCAUGUAACAUCUUCUCUACCCAAGACCACGCUGCUGCUGCCAUUGCUGCUGCCGGCGUCCCAGUUUUCGCCUGGAAGGGUGAGACCGAAGAGGAAUACAACUGGUGUUUGGAACAACAACUCGUUGCCUUCAAGGAUGGCAAGAGCUUGAACUUGAUCCUCGACGAUGGUGGAGAUCUUACUCAACUCGUACACAACAAAUACCCAGAGAUGUUGAAGGACUGCUAUGGUGUUUCUGAGGAGACCACCACUGGUGUUCACCACUUGUACAAGAUGCUGAAGAACAAGGGUCUCCUCGUCCCAGCUAUUAACGUCAACGACUCCGUCACCAAGUCAAAAUUCGACAACUUGUACGGAUGCCGUGAAUCUUUGGUCGAUGGUAUCAAGCGUGCCACCGAUGUUAUGAUUGCUGGUAAGGUCGCAGUUGUCGCCGGUUUCGGUGAUGUCGGAAAGGGUUGUGCUAUGGCUCUCCACGGAAUGGGUGCUCGUGUCAUUGUUACCGAGAUUGAUCCUAUCAACGCUCUCCAAGCUGCUGUCUCCGGUUACCAAGUUAUUUCAAUGGAGAAGGCCGCUUCUCUUGGUCAAAUCUUCGUUACCACCACUGGAUGCAGAGACAUCUUGGUCGGUGAGCACUUCGAGGCCAUGCCAAACGAUGCUAUUGUCUGCAGUAAGUACAUUUUUUCUAUAUAUAUUAUUCAAUCGCUAAUCAUAUAAUAGACAUUGGUCACUUCGAUAUCGAAAUUGAUGUUGCUUGGUUGAAGGCAAACGCCGCUAGCGUUCAAAACAUCAAGCCCCAAGUCGACCGAUACCUCAUGAAGAACGGUCGCCACAUCAUCCUCCUUGCUGAGGGUCGUCUCGUUAACUUGGGAUGUGCUACCGGUCACUCUUCCUUCGUCAUGUCAUGCUCCUUCACCAACCAAGUCCUUGCUCAAAUCAUGUUGUUCAAGUCCGAGGAUGAAGCUUUCGGCAAGAAGUACGUUGAGUUCGGUAAGACCCAAAAGCUCGACGUUGGUGUUUACGUUCUACCAAAGAUUUUGGAUGAAACCGUUGCCAAGCUCCACUUGGCACACGUUAACGCCGAAUUGUCCAAAUUGACCCCAGUCCAAGCCGAGUACCUUGGUCUUGAGGUUGAGGGACCAUUCAAGUCCGAAAUCUACCGUUACUAGAUUUUGUUUAUAUGGGUUUUAAUAUUUUUUUUUAAGGCGAGCUGUGGAUAAAUCUUUCAACAUGAGUAAUGAUUUCAAUGAUACCGGGGAAAAGCAUUUUGACCUUCAACGGCAUAUAAAGGGGAUUACAAGGGAAAAGUUUCAACAUAAAGGGUUUAUGGAUGAAUUUUAUAAAGCGGGCGUUACUUGGCUCUUCAACCAUGGUCAAGUAGUGUAGGUCGGCCUUUUGCCUUGACCUUAGAGCAUAUAAAUUUGUGCUUUAGAAUAUGUAUUGCAUGUUCAUAUAUAUUUGGUUUUUAUGUAUUUGUGAUGUUUGAGCGAUUAUGAUG
Messenger RNA from Sclerotinia trifoliorum, 2142 nucleotides. The record is from the annotation of a GenBank genome assembly. NCBI's taxonomy places the organism in Eukaryota, Fungi, Ascomycota, Leotiomycetes, Helotiales, Sclerotiniaceae.